This is a messenger RNA of Symbiodinium necroappetens, 858 nucleotides long. NCBI's taxonomy places the organism in Eukaryota, Dinophyceae, Suessiales, Symbiodiniaceae. The record is from the annotation of a GenBank genome assembly.
AUGACCCGCUCGCACGCCACACCAUCGACACGCCCCCGCCUCAGCUCGGAUCACCGGGACUCGGUCCUGAUGGAGUCGCUGGGCGCGCACGCCGCGAGAAUCGGGAUGGUCGGCUACGAAUCGACUGAGUCGUGGCUCAGCGGGAUCUGUGAGCGCUUCCACGCGAGCUUCGAUCGGCGGGCCCGGUGCACCGCCGCGCUCUUCCUGCAGGAGCCGAGCACCGAGGCGUUCUCGCUCGCGGCGCUCGAUUGCUCGGAGGGUUACGGGGCUUCGUACGAAGGCUUCCUCGACGAGCGUCUCACGUCCGGAACCACCGAGGGCCUGUUCCUCGGGACCCCGGGCUUCGACUCGAUCGGCAACACCCCGACCGUGCGCCUCCGCACCGACCUGCUCACGGACACGCGAUGGCGGAACUCUCCACUCUUCGGCGAGCGCACGCGUCGAUCGCUCCACGACUUCGCCUGGAUGUGCGUACGGCCCGACGCGGCACAACCGGGGGCGGUGCUCGUCGUCGAGCUCGACGGCGCCCGGCUCGAUUGGCGACCCGACGAAGACGUCCGCUUCUCGCUUCGCGUGCUCGGCGCCGCGACCCGUGCCGCGUACGUCCACGGCCCGCACCGCCUGUCCGAGCGGCGCGAGCGUCUGCUCGGGAAGCUGAGCGAGCUCCGCCAGAAGAUCGCGCGUCGCAUCGCGCUUGGCGAGAGCGAGGCGCAGAUCGCCGAGCGGUUCGAUCGCUCGCGCCACACGAUCCGCGAUCACACCCGCGCUAUUUAUAAGAGUUGGGACGUGUCCACACGCACCGAGCUGCGUGAGUUGUGGCUCGGCCGGCGCGAACCGAGCGACUCGAUCGUGCGAUAA